Messenger RNA from Suillus discolor, 966 nucleotides. RefSeq lists its product as uncharacterized. The record is from RefSeq and is a predicted model, not a curated record. The transcript has 3 exons. The annotation marks the transcript as partial. NCBI's taxonomy places the organism in Eukaryota, Fungi, Basidiomycota, Agaricomycetes, Boletales, Suillaceae.
GUCAUUGCCAAUAUUACGCCUGCAGAAUACGCAGCAGUGGUAGCAUUUACGUCGGAAGAGCGAGAUUUCGAAGCCAGAGCAAAAUUCGUCUACUUUGCGGAUACUCAAGAUCUUCAUAUCAUGCCCCCACUUCCCGUCCACGAACAACCAGCUGCACACCUUGUGAAGGCCGUCAACAAGUUCACGGAAGCCAUCCCUUAUGACAAACUACUGAUCGACAUCACUAUGCACCUCAAUCACCAUAUCCAAAACAAGGACUCCAUGAACAUUCCAGACCUACACCUCACCGUCACAGCACAACCACCGGAGGAUAUGGAGUCAGAUGAGAUGGCGGUAGCAAAGCCGGUUUCCAAAUGGGUUGGAGAAUGUGGGCUUUCCUCAGAUAUGAACUGCAUGGUGCGCAAGCUGAGCAUCACAUGCGACGGUCAUCAAGACAUCGAUUACGCUAUUGUCAUAUCCUUCAAAGAGCGAGCCAAAUGGCAACAGCCUAAAGAAGACAACAUCACUGCCCAACAAAUUCGCUCGGCUCCUGCAUUGGAUUAUGAGGAGUUCAUCCCUCCCCGCAUCAAGAAAAGCUUGAGGUUUGGACCAGUGGAGCUCAAGUCUCAUAUCUGGAUCGAUAUCUCUGAGGUCCGCUACACCGUGUAUAAGCGUGGCACAGAUGGUCGCUUUGAUUUUAACAACAAGAAUGCUGCUACAUUCACAGAGGGGACCCUUUACCCUACGUUGCAGAUGGAUGACGUUGAAUGGAUGUUGAGUGACGCUGCUGAGAAUUUGAAGGCGUAUAUCAUAUCAUUGAUGGAGGGUAUGGCGCUUGAGGAGGCUGCAAUUCAGAGUGUGCGUGAUUCCCAUCCUGUUUCCGAGCCUGUUUGGAUGGCAGCUCUCAACUCUAUCUCUUCCACGAUAUACCUCACAGCUUACUGCCGCUACUUGGAUUGGCGCAACCAUAAAUACGACAAGCGAAAG